AUGCCACCACCACAAAACCUACAAAGUGCGGAACUAGACGAUGACACAAUAGAGUAUAGCAAUACGUUGAAAUAUCUUCGUGCAUAUUUACCACCAGAUUUAGCCACACCGAAAUUAGCUAUUAUAUGUGGUUCCGGUCUUGGUGGUCUGGUUAACACGAUAGAACAACCAAAGUUAACGAGAACUAGUAAAGUCGAGUUUUCGUAUUCAGAAAUUCCGGGAUUCGUGAGAAGCACAGUUGAAGGUCAUGCUGGUAAACUUGUGUUUGGUCUUCUCGGGGUAACUAAGGUGCCUGUUGUAUGUAUGGUUGGAAGAUUCCAUGUAUAUGAAGGUCAUACGAGGGAACAAGUAACCUUUCCGAUAAAGAUUUUCAAGCUUUUGGGUGUAGAAGUCUUAAUUGUUACCGGUGCAGUAGGAUCUCUCAACAGCAAAUUCAAAGUAGGCGAUGUUGUAAUUUUAUGGGACCACAUCUCAAUCCCCGGUAUUUCAGGCAACAACCCACUAAUCGGGCCAAAUCAAUCGUAUUUCGGAACGCGCUUCCCAUCAAUGGCUGACGCGUACGAUUUCGAAUUGCGCCGAAUAGCAUUUCGUGCCGCCGCUUCAUUAAAUUUUGAAAAAGGAAUGAUAAAAGAAGGCACCUACUGCUGGGUGGCAGGUCCUUCAUACGAAACACGAGCUGAAGCGAGAUUUCUGAAUUUUAUUGGUGGUGAUGUGGUUGGUAUGUCCACAGUGCCGGAAGUAGUUGUGGCCAGAUACUGUGGUAUUAGAGUGUUGGGGUUGUCAAUCGUGACUAAUAUGGUGUUAACAAGAAAACCUCGAAGUGCUGAUCCUGAAAAGGAUGAACCUGAAGGCAUUGAAGUACAUCCUUCGCAUCAAGAGGUGUUGGAAGCAAGUAAUGCAAGUGCUACAAUGAUGCAAAGUUUAGUUAAAACAGUUGUUGAAAUGAUAUAA
Messenger RNA from Ambispora leptoticha, 951 nucleotides. Lineage: Eukaryota; Fungi; Glomeromycota; Glomeromycetes; Archaeosporales; Ambisporaceae. The record is from the annotation of a GenBank genome assembly.